AUUGUUUUUAUUCCCACUCGUUCUCUCUAUUUUGGCUUGCUGCUUCAUUUUUUUAGUCGUGUGCUAUAUAAGUGCUGCUGCCCUGGUACCUUUCUCGUCUCGAACCCCGCAGCCUUGUGCCGUCCAUACCUUCCUUACCUACCCCUCGUAGCCAUAUAUUUCGUACGUUGAGCCUACGUCUUCCCACCGUCGACGAGGCUGGCACUUGGCUGGCCGGCAUCGAUGCCCACAACCACAAUGGCACAACGGCCCAAGCGGAAGCGUGGCGGUGACCAGGAGCCACUUCUCAUCGUGCCUCCUCCCCAACAUCCCAACCAGGGAGAAGCGCUAUUACAACCAACAUGGACCAGCGAGCUCCAGGACCUUUACAACACCAUGCGUCAGGUGGAGGAAGAGCUGCCCUUGAUGGAACGUGUCGAUCUCCAAAACGCGCCAGGGAACAGAGACGGACAGAACGACUUCCUUCAGCCUCCGACGCCUUCGACGGCCAUGUCCCGCUCGCCCUCGUGCGCUAGCACAACACACUCCGUCACACGUGCUCUAAAUAACGUCGAAAUGGACAAGGACCGUCCCUCCAAAAAACGGGCUGUGCGCCACGGCCCCUUGGACAAGUACACAAAGGCGCGGGCUGCUUUCAUCCGGAAGCUUGGUGCUUGCGAUAGUUGCCGAGGACGGAAGGUCAAGUGUAACCACUACAACUUGGAUCGCUUCCAGCAAAAGUACGAAGCAUCCAAACGGCCCACGAUUGCGAGUCAACCCGCACCGAUGAAUCUGCAGUUCCUGCCGUAUACGCAUCCCCAGACGUAUUCCGCUAGACCCUAUCAGCCACGCUUCAGCGAACCGGUGGAUCUGAUCGGUGUCGGCCUUGACCUUCCGCCUCUUCCAUUCCAAUAUCCACAGGGUACUCAGGAGGAGGACUUCGACAACAUCUUGCUGGCAACUCGCUCACAGCAGCCAGCCAUCCCUGCCAGCAAUGCGGCCCCCCUAUACAACUUUGGCCCACCCACACGGAGCCUCGGCACCUUAUUCCCCCCUCCACCCUCGACAAUAGCUACGAUGCCCCAGGAAGCUUCACCUAAUCCACAUCGAUAUGUCCCAAUCGGGAGAAAGGUGCUGUCCCCCGGCCAAGAGUGGGAAUGUCUUUGGGGCAUUAAUGAUGGGACCGAAUCCUCGGUAUCCAGCGGAGAAGCUGAAGCUUGCAAUGUACGCUGUAAUACAUUGGACCAUCUCUACAUUCACUUCAGUGUUGAGCACGCGCCAUAUCAGAAUCCGAACUUCAUGUGGAGAUGUCUUGCCUGCAACUUCAAUUGGAUCAAUCCAAAUGUCUCUUGCCCUAACUGUUCCACGCUGUGUUCCUGGCAGAAGUGGUGUUGGGGCUACAUCAGCAGUAUGCCGAGCCUUACCUCAGGGUCUUCAAUCCCUCUUGCCAACCAAGACGGUGCGCCCUCAAAACCGUCCACCGGGAACAACCAAGCUGGGUAUUUCAGUCUGGCUCCGAACCCGAAUCAAUACAGCACAACGAGAUAUAUGGCUGGGGGCCAGGGCAAUCCGAUGAAUGGAGGCGGCUACCAACAGUACGGUGUGCGGUUGGGGAAUAUGCCGCCAGGCAAGUCGAAGGAUUUCCAGGCCCGGCUGUCGCAUUGUGUGGAUCCUUAUGGCAGAAUAUUCUACCCAACGCCGAGUAUUAGAGCGUCUUACACAAAAUCGUCCUGCUCGGCAUAUACCAAGAAGAUAAUAUUCUUCAACUCUGUACACGCGUCAUUCUCUUGGCUCGUCUGCCUGACUCUCCUCUCGCUUCUUUAUGCCGAAAACUGGUUCCAACCUGCCGGAGCGCCCUCGUGGGCCGUACCCGCGCUGAUGGCAGCACAUGUUUUCGAGGCCGGUCGAAGGCAUAUUCCGGAGCUGUCUGUCGCAUGCAUUGUUGCGGGUCUGACCGGCACGUGGCUCUUUAAACACGUUCGGUUUCGCCUGGCCGGCAACGGCGGCCAGGAUGGUGACAUUUCAUUAAAAGACGUUUCAAGCAUAUCGGAGAGAGACCUAGAGCAUGUCUUCCCCGCCCGGAGAGGCAAUAGCCAAGGAGCAAUCCAAGAUUCAAGUGAUGGUACAAACCUCACCGAGUUGAUGGUAAUGGCCUGAUUAAUUUUCAUUUCAUUUUCGUUUUGGCUGCCUUCCGUAUUGGGGGCCACGGCUUUUGGGUGUAUGUUUGGAGUUGGCUUGCUUUUCGAGCUCGUCUGGG
Lasiosphaeria miniovina is the source of this 2236-nucleotide messenger RNA. RefSeq lists its product as uncharacterized. The record is from RefSeq and is a predicted model, not a curated record. Gene Ontology annotation, biological process: regulation of DNA-templated transcription. NCBI's taxonomy places the organism in Eukaryota, Fungi, Ascomycota, Sordariomycetes, Sordariales, Lasiosphaeriaceae. Gene Ontology annotation, molecular function: zinc ion binding; DNA-binding transcription factor activity, RNA polymerase II-specific. The transcript has 3 exons. Bases 223 to 2136 code for a protein of 637 amino acids.